Molecule: messenger RNA, 588 nt
Organism: Microthlaspi erraticum
Lineage: Eukaryota; Viridiplantae; Streptophyta; Magnoliopsida; Brassicales; Brassicaceae
Source: the annotation of a GenBank genome assembly
AUGCAAAACCGCUGGUUCGCGAAUGGUCGUGCUCCCACCCUGAAUCAUGCGCCUCCUGCCCCUGGUGAAGAUCUUCUUCCCCCUCCCCUCGUCCCUCCAUAUCCACCUGACCCGACCUCCCUCUCCAUCUCUCAUUUCCCGCCCCUCUCGGUCCCAAACCCUAAGAAACCCAGAUCUCCUCCACAAACUCCUCUGUCAAAGAAGCCCGUGGAAAAAAGCUUUGGUCUAGUCAAAACCGCAACUACUGCUGCUGAUAAAGCACAGUCCACCAAGAACUCCGCUGCAAUGACCUCCACAGGCAAUGCAGUGCCUCCCAAGCCACAAAUUACUGUUCAUGGAUCUAAACCCAAAAGAGAGAAACCAACUACUGAGAUAGCAGAAGUGACUCAGCUGUCUCCACCUGAUGUUGAGAUGCCUCAGGUAGAUACCGACCCUCCGACCUCCACUUCCUCUCCGUCCCCUGAUGUGGAUUCAGAAAAUACUGUUCCCAAAACCCUAACUCAGGAAAAAGCCUAUACAAUUAUCCCGCCUAAAUCCUGUAGUCCUAUCGAAACCAACAAAGCAGGUAAUCUAAGUAAUUUAAACUAA